Penicillium chermesinum is the source of this 1527-nucleotide messenger RNA. RefSeq names its product ankyrin repeat domain-containing protein. The transcript has 2 exons. NCBI's taxonomy places the organism in Eukaryota, Fungi, Ascomycota, Eurotiomycetes, Eurotiales, Aspergillaceae. Gene Ontology annotation, molecular function: protein binding. The record is from RefSeq and is a predicted model, not a curated record. Bases 1 to 1527 code for a protein of 508 amino acids. Gene Ontology annotation, cellular component: nucleus; cytoplasm. Gene Ontology annotation, biological process: regulation of barbed-end actin filament capping.
AUGGAGCUUCUGGCAUUGCCUCGGGAGAUCAUCUCGCUCAUAGCCCAGAGCCUGCCCUCCGCGGCCGAGAUGGCCGUUCUCCUGCGAGUGAAUCGCUGCUUGAAUAAGAUCCUCAGGGACGACAUUCAUAUCCGUGACAUCAAAGACACAGGAGGUCUCAAUUUGACCUUCUACGCCUUUUGGGGCUACGACCAACAGAUCCGCGAUAUGCUUCGCCUGGGCGCCGAUAUCAACAUCCGGAACACGCGCUGGAGAGAUUACACGCCGCUCGAAGUUGCCAUAAGUCGCGCCGAACUUCCCCCCCGGGCAUUGGUGCUGGCUAUCAAAACCGAAUGCGAGGACCCGACCUGCCGCGAGGACCUCACCUUGAUGAACAUGCUGAUCGACGCGGGCGCCGAUCCCAACGAGCCGUUCGAGGGUCGUCUGCCUGUUUCCGUAGCCCUCAGCUCGAGCUCCCGUGAUCCUGUCAAAGUCGAAUUGCUGAUUGCGCGUGGCGCCGAUGUCACUGCCUUUGGAACCCUAGCGCGUAUUAUGCAACACCUCGAAGCAGACAAGCUUCCGACGGCGGCUCGAAAGAUCCUCUUCUUCGAAGUUCUCCUGGGCGCCGGCUGCGACGUCAAUGCUACUGUGCCGAGUCCAGCUCUCAAUAUAGCAGCUGAGAGCGUCCCGGAACUCGUUCCAUUGUUUCUGGAACAUGGCGCCGAUGUACAUGCCAGGUCUGUUAGAGAAAAUAGGACGGCAUUACAUUACGCAGUGAUGGGAAAUAGUGAUGCUCAUAUAGAUGCUACGCGCCUGUUGAUCGAGCACGGAGCUGAUGUCAAUGCUCGAGACGCAUACGAGUGUACCCCUUUACACUAUGUCAGAGGAGAUCGACCAAAAUACCGCCAGCUAGCAGACAUGCUCUGUGCAGAGGAUGCAGACAAGGACGCCCGCGAUAAGGAUGGCCACACAAUUCUCCACAAGAAUUUCAAGUGCAGCAGCUGGUCUACAUACAAGAAAACUGCCUCGGAGGUCGAAUGCUUAGUAGAUGCAACGAGGUGGAUGGCAGAGCAUGGAAUCGACUUCAAUGUCCGGGAUGAGACUGGCGAGACGGCAAUUUUCAGUCUCAUUCACCCCAGAUUCGCUGGGCAUACCCAUGUUAGCACUAUACUAGAGUUGGGAGCUGACGUGAACUCGCGAAGUCCGCACGGCCGCACGCCCUUGAUGCAAGCGGCCAGGUACGGGUUGAAUCAGGUUGUGAGACUUUUGCUCGAGAACGGGGCCGAUGUUCACCACGCAGAUAAUGAUGGGUUGCAGGCGUUGCAUUGGGUGUCACGGCUCAAGGCAAGAUCCCAGAAUCCAACGGAGAUGCUUGACUGUAUUCAUGCUCUACUUGACUAUGGAGCGGACGUGAACGCGCCAACACUCAACGGGUCUACUCCAUUAAGCCUCGCGUUAACAGCCUUUUGCCCGUCGAGGGACCAGGCUUUGAGGGAUGCUGGUGCCAUUGAGCCUCUUGAAUCCAUACAAUCAAUUAACUCCCAUUGA